Molecule: messenger RNA, 2776 nt
Organism: Columba livia (rock pigeon)
Lineage: Eukaryota; Metazoa; Chordata; Aves; Columbiformes; Columbidae
Gene: KIRREL3
Product: kirre like nephrin family adhesion molecule 3
Biological process (GO): synapse assembly; cell-cell adhesion
Cellular component (GO): cell-cell junction; plasma membrane
Molecular function (GO): cell adhesion molecule binding
Source: RefSeq, a predicted model, not a curated record
GCAGCGCCGCCGAGCUUCGCUCCGCCAGUCAAGGCAGCGCUGCCGGGGGAGGAGCUGGGGGGGCGGCGAUGGAGCCGGGCGAGCGGAGCCGGCGGGCGGCGGCCGCUUGAACCCCCCCCACCUCCGGCAUCCCCGGUAACGGAGCCCCCAGACCCCCCGGCGCCCGGAGCCCACCCUGAGGAAUGAGCGCUUUCCAGGCAGACCUGCUCCUCCUCCUCCUCGGCGCCUUCCUCCUCAGCCACGAACUGGGGCUCCCGGGAAGAGGAUGCUGCCUAGUGCUGGGGUUCAUGUACAAGGAGAAGUACCGCAGGAUGACUGAAGGUCAGGCGUCCUCAUUCACGCAGCAGCCGCAGGACCAGGUGGUGAUCGCCGGCCAGCCCGUCACGCUGCUCUGCGCCAUCCCCGAGUACAAUGGCAUCGUCCUCUGGAUCAAAGACGGGCUGGCCCUUGGGGUGGGACGUGAUCUCUCCAGUUAUCCGCGCUACCUGGUGGUAGGAGACCAUCUGUCCGGAGAGCAUCAUUUGAAAAUCUUGCGCGCUGAUCUCCAAGAUGACGCUGUCUAUGAAUGUCAGGCCAUCCAGGCAGCCAUCCGAUCCCGACCUGCCCGGCUGACUGUUCUCGUUCCUCCAGAUGAUCCCAUCAUUAUGGGGGGCCCCAUAAUCAGCCUGAGAGCAGGAGACCCCCUCAACCUGACGUGCCACGCAGACAACGCCAAGCCAGCUGCCUCCAUCGCCUGGAUGCGCAAAGGAGAAGUCGUCAACGGAGCCACCUAUUCCAAGACGGUUCUCCGCGACGGCAAGAGGGAGAGCAUCAUGAGCACCCUUUUCCUCGCACCCUCCGACAUCGAGAACGGCGAGAGCAUCAUCUGCCGCGCCACCAACAAAGCCGUUCCCGGCGGGAAGGAGACCUCGGUCACCAUCGACAUCCAACAUCCCCCCCUGGUGAACUUGUCGGUGGAGCCGCAGCCGGUCCUGGAGGACAACACUGUCAAAUUCCACUGCUCGGCCAAGGCCAACCCCGCCGUCACCCAGUACAGGUGGGCGAAAAAAGGCCAAGUGAUCAAGGAAGCCUCUGGUGACUUCUACGAAACCAUUGUGGACCACACUUUCUUCUUUGAACCAGUCUCCUGUGAAGUCACCAAUGCGCUGGGCAGCACGAACAUCAGCAGGACCGUGGACGUCUACUUUGGGCCCCGGAUGGCGACAGAACCACAGUCCCUCCUUGUUGACCUGGGCUCUGAUGCCGUCUUCAACUGCGCCUGGACCGGGAACCCGUCCCUCACCAUCGUCUGGAUGAAGCGAGGCUCAGGCGUGGUCCUGAGCAAUGAGAACAAGCUGACCCUGAAGUCCGUCCGCCAGGAGGAUGCCGGGAAAUAUGUCUGCCGAGCCGUGGUGCCGCGUGUCGGCGCCGGGGAGCGGGAGGUGACGCUCACCGUCAAUGGGCCACCCAUCAUUUCCAGCACCCAGACGCAACACGCCCUCCACGGCCAAAAAGGGCAGAUCAAGUGCUUCAUCCGCAGCACCCCGCCACCCGACCGAAUCGCUUGGUCCUGGAAGGAGAACGUCCUGGAGUCAGGGACCUCUGGGCGCUACACGGUGGAGACGGUGAGCACGGAUGAGGGUGUCAUCUCCACGUUGACUAUCAGCAACAUCGUGCGGGCCGAUUUCCAAACCAUUUACAACUGCACCGCUUGGAACAGCUUUGGCUCCGACACCGAGAUCAUCCGGCUCAAAGAACAAGGUACGGAAAUGAAAUCAGGAGCUGGUAUUCAAGCAGAGGCCGUGCCGAUGGCCGUGAUCAUCGGGGUGGCCGUGGGGGCUGGCGUGGCCGUCCUGGUGCUCAUGGCCACCAUCGUCGCCUUCUGCUGCGCCCGCUCCCAGCGGAAUCUCAAGGGGGUGGUGUCCGCCAAGAACGACAUCCGCGUGGAGAUCGUGCACAAGGAGCCAGUGGCCGGCAGGGAGCCGGACGAGCAUCCCACCAUCAAGCAGCUCAUGCUGGAGCGGGGGGAGUUCCCGCAGGACUCGGUGCUGAAGCAGCUUGAGGUGCUCAAGGAGGAGGAGAAGGAGUUUCAGAACCUGAAGGACCCCACCAACGGCUACUACAGCGUCAACACCUUCAAGGAGCAUCACUCCACCCCCAGCAUCUCGCUGUCGGGCGUCCCGGGGGGGGGUGACCUGCGGGCCGGCGGUGUCCCCAAGCAGCGUGUCCCCACCGGGAUGUCCUUCACCAACAUCUACAGCACGCUGAGCGGGCAGAGCCGCCUCUUCGACUACGGGCAGCGGUUGGUGCUGGGGGUGGGCAGCAGCUCCAUCGAGCUGUGCGAGCGCGAGUUCCAGCGCGGCUCCAUGAGCGACAGCAGCUCCUUCCUGGACACGCAGUGUGACAGCAGCGUCAGCAGCGGUGGCGGCGGCAAGCAGGACGCCUACGUCCCCUUCGACAAGGCCAGCAAAGCCUCCGCGUCCUCCUCGCAUCACUCCCAGUCGUCGUCCCAAAAUUCCGACCCCAGCCGGCCACUUCAGAGGAGGAUGCAGACGCACGUUUGAGUGUCCCCAGAGGUUCUGGGGGUGCUCGGGGACACAUGGGACCCUCCGGGGUUGCUUGCACCCUCUAGGGACACUUGGGAUUUUCUGGGGACACUCAGGAUCCUCUGAAGAUGUUUGGGACCCUCCAGGGACACAUGGACCCUCUGGGGAUUCUCUGGACACUCUGAGGACGUUCUGGAUCCUCCAGGGGUGUUCGUGACCCUCUGGGGACACUCCGAACCCUCCGGGGAUGC